AUGGUGGAUGUGAUUCUGCAAUCUUCUGAUGGCGUUACUUACACGUUACCAACCGAAAUGGCCACAUUAUCAUCGCUUGUCCAAGAUGUCCUCGAGCAUUGCAGUAUGCACGGAGACAGGACUAUUCGUCUGCCUAAGGUACCUGACGUCGCUCUGGGAAACGUAGUGGAAUGGAUGCGUCGAAAAAACCAGGUCUCUUCACAACGAACAAAUACGUCUUCUGAAUCGAGACGAUUUACCGAAAGCGAAUACGACGGCAGGGAUUCUCAGCUUGCCAACUGGGAGCGUGAUUUCUUCCAUCGUCUUAAUAAAGAUGUCCUGUUUAUGGUACUGAAUGCUGCCAACUACAUGGGAAUUACGGCGCUCGUUGGCUCAGGUUCAAGCUAUGUUGCAGAAGUGAUUUCGGUAAUGUCGUUCAGAGUUGUUCUAUCAAGUACGGAUUUCAGUUAUCGUAAAAGCAAGAGGGUUUGA
Messenger RNA from Angiostrongylus costaricensis, 471 nucleotides. Lineage: Eukaryota; Metazoa; Nematoda; Chromadorea; Rhabditida; Metastrongylidae. The record is from the annotation of a GenBank genome assembly.